UUUGUGUAAUGGUUGGUAAGGUUUUUGAUCAAGGAUUUCCAUUGAAUAAAAAGUUAUGGAGGAAUUCAGAAUUAUAUAUUUCUUCAGAAGCAUAAAAAUGUGUUUAAAAAAAAUCUAAAUGUCAAAUUGUUCAUAACUGAAUAUAACGGAAUUAAGUAGUUCUACAGUUAAGAGAUUUUCCUAAAAUUAAAAUAAUUCCUGGGAAGACAUAUUACAGAAAAUAUAUUGAGAACUAAGAUCAUGUAGGGAUGAUUAUAAUUCGUUUAAAAGAGAAAGGAACAAGAAUAUUAUUAUUGUUUUAAGUUAUGAUUCGUUCCGGAUAGUGUUUCUAUUAAUUGAUAUUUUUUUUAAUCAUCUCGAAAAAUCCUUGUUGUGAUCUGUUUCAUGGAAUUAGUUCUUGGAUUACAGAAUUACUUUCUAGCUUAAAUUUAAAAGAGGUUGGUGGUAAAUUAGUUAGCCGCCAAAAAAAAUAAAUAAACAAAAACGACACCCUGCAGGGAAAGAUUUAUGACGAAAAUUCGGUUGGCUUAAAUGUGCCGUAGAACCAGCCGAGCAGGUUAACAUUAUCUAAGUACUGUGGACGUAAAAGUUAUCUUAAUAUCUCUACCAGGAAGAAAAAAAUGUUGUUAUAAGCAAAAAAGAAGAACUUUUAAAGCGUCUGUCAUUGCAGCUUACAUUAAUAUGAUCAUCUUCGUUUGGAUACUUUGUUCAGCUUGGGUAAGUAUGAAUAUUUAUAUGUUCAUUUAUAAAAGGUUUUGAAGAAGUCCUUAUACUACAAACGAUACAUUUACGCUGAAAUCUUAAUUUUUUUAAACAAUUGAAGUUUAACUCAGCACAGUCUACUGUUCAAUGAUUAUGUAUGGGUUCAUGCAAAUGCUGGGUACCACGCUAUAGAAAACAACUUAUAAUUUAAUAAAGCGUGUGAUAGACGAUUAUCCAGCCCCUGCAGACCUUACUCUGUGUGAGAUGUUAAGGAAGCAUCGUCAGCGAACAGCAGUUCACGAAUCCGCACCUUUUUUACUUUGGUCUUUGCACGAAGGCGGGCGAUAUUGAACAGUCUUCCAUCAGAUCUUAUAUGAACGUACAAUCCAUUUUCAAAGUCACUGAAAACAAAUUGAAGGAGCAUCGAAAAUAAAAUUGAAAAAAGCGUUGGUGCCAGUACACAAUCCUGUUUUACUCCGCUGCUAACUGGGAAUAGAGACAGUACCAUUGAAAGUAAAUGUGCAGGGCAUGUUUUUGUGAAAUGACUGUAUUAUUGUGAGAAGUCGUGAGGGACAACCUAUUCUUUGCAGGAUACCGAAAGGGCCUCUUCGACUUACAAAGUCAAAUGCUUUGGUCAGGUCUAUGAACGCAAUAUAAAGAGGCAUAUGCUGUUAGCGACAUUUCUCCUGCAUUUGGCGUAAUGAAAAUAUCAUGUCUAUUGUUGAGCGCCCACUCCUGAAGCCACACUGGGACUCUGGGUAGAUCCGGUUCGCAAGACUCUGCAAUCGUUUAAGGGCAACACAGGCAAAAGUCUUUCCAACUAAGCUAAGGAGAGAAAUACCUCGGUAGUUAUCGCAAUCACUUCGGUCCCCUUUAUUUUUAAACAAUUUUAACGAUUUUGUCGUCUCUAAAGUCCUGGGGAAUGUGACCUGUUUCCAGACACAGACAGAGGAGCUCAUGUAAGGGCUGAAGUAGGAUAGGUUUUCCAUUUUUUAGGAUUUCCGCUGGGAUGCCGUCGAUCCAUGGAGCCUUCCCAUCCACAAGGUAAUCGAUGGCCUUUUCGAGCUCCUGUAAAUUGUCUUUCAUCCAGUUCAUUCAUUACUGACAAGGCAGGAAUAGUAUGCAGAGCGGUCUCAGUGACUACAUUCAUUGUAGAGUAUAGCUCAAGAUAAUGCUCUACCCAACGCCGGAGUUGAUCAUUUGGAUUCUUGAUAACUUGACCCGUCUUGGACUUGAGUGGUGCUAUUUUUGACACACACUAUCACACGCUUGUAAAGAGUUUGGACUUUCGAUUAAAAAAACAGAAAAUUCAUGUAAUGAUGCAAGAAGCACCGUCCCCUCCAAUCAUAUGUAUUGAGGGUCAUAAUCUUUCGGUUGUUUAUCAUUUUACAUACCUGUGAUCCAAUAUUUCUAGUUCUCUCUCCGUUGAUGAAGAGAUAAAUAUCAAGAUUGCAAAAGCAGCAGCAACUAUGGCUAAACUGAAUAAGCGGAUGUGGAAUAAUCUCAAUCUAACUGAUAAAACAAAAAUAAGUGUCUAUCAGUAAUGUGUGCGGAGCACGCUCUUAUGUGGUAGCGAAGUGUGAACCACAAUCAUCAGCCAGGAGCACAAACUCAACAGCCUCCAUCAAAGAUGUCUGCUUUGCAUUUUGCGCAUUCGUUGGCAGGACAGGGUGCCUAACGUGAAGGUCUUGGAACGUGCACACAUGUUUAGCAUAUUCUCCUUUUUAAUGAAGAGGCGCCUUCGCUGGUUAGGUCAUGUACGGAGAAUGGAGGAAGGACGUAUCCCAAAGAUUCUGCUGUAUGGAGAGUUGGCAGAGGAUACAAGACAUAUUGGACGACAGCGCCUGAGAUUUAGUGACGUUUGCAAACGAAGCAUGAGGGAAGCCAAUAUUGAAACAAACGAAUGGGAGUUCAUUGCCGAACAUCGUUCCAACUGGCGAACAGCAGUGUUUGAAGGAGUAAAAAAGACAGAAGAUACCGAAACGAGGCCUUUGAAUCAAAAAGAACAAUUCGGAAAUCAAGAAUUUACCGUGAUUCAAUAUUCUCCUGAGAGAGAUGCGGCCGUGAUUGCCUUUCUAGGAUUGGCCCAGUGAGCCACUCGUCAAAGCAUAGAACUAUAUAGCUACUCCAUCGUGUCACGCAGACGGCAGGAUGCCAUGUAUAAUUUAAUAAAAAAUAAAAAAUAUGUUGUCUCUGCUCACAUUCAACUGCUUAAGAUUACUCUAAAUACGCAAAUCACACCAGGAAGCCGUAUAUCAAGUGGCUUACAUACCAACUGACUCAUAUAUCAAAUGAAUAAUACAUCUAAUUCACAACAUUGGCAACAAAAGCGACAAAGCCCUACACAAGUACUACGUUUAUUGAUAACCAGCAUUUUUUAUAGAACGCACUAAACAUUCGAAAGAUGAAAACAAAACAUAUGAUGACCUUUAUAUAUACAUGUUUUGAAGUUUAAUUCUUUGAAAAAUACACAUACGAGACAAACAUUAAUUAAGGGCUAUUAAAUCAAUCAUUUCCAGGUCAUGCUUGUGACUGAAGCUGUCGUUUGUGCUCCGUCCAAACCAAAUCUUGCUUCGUAUGGGAGCUACUGUAUUUCUAGCUCUCAGUGUCAGACGAACCAUUGCACCGGAAAUAGAUGUGUAUGUCCCAGUGGUAACUACUACCACAGCUGCUCAUACUCGUGUGUACCAAGUAAGUUCCAUUGACAAACUUACUUAGACGAAUAAUGUUAAUUUUUUUAUUUUUUAUUUAAACAAAAUACGAGAUUGUAAAGCUUUAAGAACAAAAUAGUAUUUGCAGUUUUACAACUAUGUGUUAGCAAGCGUAACGUACAUAUUAUAUUUUCAUAUAUAAAGACAUUAAUUGGAUUCAUAAAACCAAAUGAUGAAUAAAAAUAGGAUGAAUAAAAAUAUCUAAGAUUUUAAGACGAAAUUAAGUGAGCUAAUGUAAAUACACUUCAAUCGCAUGCACUAUUCAUUUUCACAAUGUAUUUAUAUUGUCUUCCUUAUUUUUUAACAGCUUUAUACUUUAAAUAUGUUCAUUGGAAACAAUAAAACACACUUAAUAAUAAGGUGUUGGGUUUUUUUCAGAUUGUAACACAACCAUAUAUUCCUCCUACGGCUUUUUGGUGAGUCCAAAUUACCCAAAUAAUUACAAAAACUACGAAAACUGCUUUUGGACUAUUUAUCGAGCCACUGGUCAUGUGCUAUCGUUCACGUGAGUAUCUUUUUUUAUAUUGGAGCCACAUUUAAAAAAAAACUGUAAACAAAAUUAUUUCUAUAAAACAUGGGUUCAAUCUUGAUCCUUUUCCCCCCAAAUAUUUCGUUAUUGUUAAAUUGUAUCCCCUAUAGUUUCCAGUACAAUCACUAUUAAAAUAUAUAAUAAGUUUUCUUCACUUUUCCGCCUUGGUUAUUUUAUUCCCUUCAACAGGAUCAGGCAAAGAGAGGUGAAAUUCAAGUUUAGACCCUAAUUUCUUGGACUUAUCUUUUGACUUCGAGACUGACUCAUUUUAUCCCGAUCUUUAAUAAUACAAGAAUACAAAAAUAUUAUGAUUUCGAUAUAUAAAUUUGAUUAGAAAGAAACUGUUCAUCCUCUGUAAACUUUAUUCAAUUCCUUAUUUCGGGAUAAAAGAUAUGAAUCAUCUGCUAUGCACUACUUUAGAACUUGUCAAAAGCGUGUCAUAUUUCUUAUCCAACCAAAGCUAUCACUUAGGUCAGUGCACACGAAAAUGUGUUUUGAUAUAGUUUGUGAGCCUGGAAAAAUGGUGGAAGAUCAAGAGACUUUUCCGAUUAUGCCUGGGAAAUUAGAUAAGACAAUGUUAGAGAUGGGUUCAAGUAUGGUUCACACCACCAUGAAGUUAGCGACAAAGCAAUGUGUAGGGAAACCUUACUACAAGCCAGUGAAACCAUCCAUCGUUUCUUAGGCUAAAGUUUGUAUACAAUGUAGAGUUUCCAAGACUAAAGCUUGUGUACAAUGCUAGACUUUCUAGCCAAAAUAUUCAUCGUGCAAGGCAUAUCCCAGAUGCAGUUUUAAAUCGGCGUUUGCAUCUUUGUCAGCCGUGUCUUUUUGUCAAUAUUUUGGUUAUGGGGCCACUGAUUCCACAAGCGUGAUUCAUUUAAGCCUAGACUCCCAAGGGGAUUUAAGCUGUUAAUUUCCCCCAUUGUAGGCCAGCUGGAGUCAAAGGGAUGCUGCUAGUAAGUUACUUCAUCCAAUAAAAACUAUCAUUGACCAUCUGUUUAGCCACUUUCAUAUUAGAAGGUGCUAGGUAAAUUGGUCUGUAACUGGAACAAAAUAAUUCAGCAUUCCGUCCUUUGGGAUUUUUAAAAUUGCUGUUUUCGCGAAAUCUUUGGAAAAUUGCUUGUAGCCACACUUCGUUGUUUGAGUCUGAGAGGCGAUUCAUUCACUUCUUCUACCAGGUAACCGUAUUAUAGCAUAUCUUGUCAGGGAAAGAAAGUUGAGUGAUCAGCAAUUUCCCAGAUCGGUGUGCAAUUAAGGCAUCGUCAUGGGAGUCAACAAAACCUUGUGGUAAAUUCCCAAUCGUUGGGAUCGUUCUCCCUAUUGCUGAGAUGAUUUCUUCAAACCCUAGGGCUUUUUUCCAUAGGCUAAUCUGUGUUCGCGGGACUAUCUUUUUUCCUUCUUUGUGUCAUAGAGUUAACCGAUAAGACCUCAGGUUCUAUUUUAAUUAAAUAUCUAUAUGUCAUAUUUUUAACUUUUAUGGACGUUCUCCGAAAUUUAAAACUUAAAAUUUAAUUUAGAACCACGAGUGGUUGUUGAUAAAUUUGUUGCAGCUUUCUUCCUCACUUUUUAGUACAUUGUUCCAGUAAGGGCAGAUCUUCUGAUUUUAAUUAGCUCUCUAGAUAAUUAUCUUGGUUAUUUAAAAGUUACUACAAUAAUUUUUCUUCGAGUUCAGCCUUUGCCAAAUAACUCAAAUCAAUGUUUACCAUUGGUUCACGUUUAGAACUUUAAACAAAAAUAUACUUGUAUUCUGAUUCUGCCCAUGUCUCUUUAAUACUGAUGACCAAAUAUCACUGACUGUAUCUUUAAGAACAUACGCUGAUGAAAGCUGCAAUUUUUUAAACGAGCUUUAUGACUACGCUUUGUUUCUAGGUCGGGAUUCACAGUAGUGUCUCGAGACUGUGCUCAACUGGUAGCUUGACGAUAUUAGUAGCCCUAAUCACUACCAAUAAUUGUUUUCAAAAAACGUUUACAGAAAAAUCUAUAUUGACUGCACUGGUUAUGAAUCGUAACUAGCUGAAUAUGCAACGGUAAAUAUUUGGCACUAUAAUAUGAAUAAGCUUUCCCCUUAGAAGCAUUUCCGUGCAUAGAGAUCAAUCCACGUCACACUUGCAUGUUUAUCAUUGUGACUUUCUCUCAAUGGCACGUACAUUAAAGCUUGACAAGGUUAUCCAGGGGAUGAGCGUUCGUUAACGCCUUGUUCCAUAUAUCCUUUCUUAGCAGGUGCAUCUUCCCGGGGUUGGGGGUGGGGGGGGGGUAGAAACAUUUGCAUCCAAGCUGAGUUGGUGGGGAGCAUAAAUUCCCUCCUCUUCCAUCUUCUGCCAAAUUUCCCUUGGCAAAAAAAAAAAAAUAUUUAAAAAAAAAAAAAAAAAAAAAAUCUUUUUUUUUUUUUAAAAAAAAAAAAAAAAAAAAAAAAAAAAAAAAAAAAAAAAAAAAAUUGGGUACUAGUCAACCAUAAAAAGAUGUGGUAGAUCCUUGCUGUCAGAAUUUCAAGUUUAACAAGCUUUACUUCCGAACAAAAGUUAAAACACUUCUUGAUUUAUAAACUUAAAGAUAUGAUCUGUUCUUACCUCUUUACAUUGGAAGUCAUAUUGAACUACACUCUACAUUGCAUUGCGAUUGUAUUCCUUGUGUAUAUAUUCCGGUGUUUUAUUAAUUAUACAUUCAAAAGAAAGCAAUAAUUUUCUCAUGUCCUAAUUUUUAAUGAUUUAGAUUUAUAUUGAUAUUAUAUGUUGAUAAAAUAAUUUUGGGGUAUAAAGUCUAAAGUCGAUUAUUGUUUAAACUCAGGGUUUUAGUAGUAAACGUUGUGAUCCAACCUUUGAUUUUAAGAUCAAUGAGUUUAAACCAUGCCGAAAUUCGUUUUCGAUCCAUUUUGUGGUUAUAUUUUUACAGUUAGACAAAGUAAAUACAUAGUGACAAUGACUUUUAUAUAACGUUUUUUUUGUUUGUUGUUGUUGUAUUUUUAAACCGAAGGAUCUCAUUUAAAUAUAUAUAUAUAUUUCUUUACAUAAAUAAAUAUAUAUAUAUAUAUAUAUAUGUAUCGCCGUCGUUUCGUGGAGAGUGGGAAUCUGCGGCAUUGGCCAACAGCUGGUCUCCAUAUAUCACCGUCCAGGCCAAGUAGCUGCUGGUGACGUCACUUGAUGGGAAGCAGAGUUUUUUUAUUUAUAAUUUAUAUAUUAUGUUUAUAAGGCAAAGAAGUAAAGAGAAGGAACACUCAACAACUUCGCUUCGCAACAUAGAAUAUAUGAACCAUGUUUCCUGGAUUCGACACCGACCUUAACCUUAAACAGAGUUACAACGUCAGAAAUACUACUGUAAUUGACAAUGAACUCGCCAGACUAAACAUUGAAAUUGCCUACCUCCAAUAGAUCCAACUAGCGGAUAGUGGUACUAUAAAGGAAGGCAGCUACACAUUCUACUGGCAGGUGAAACCCGUAGAUGAACCUAGGCGGCAUGGUGUUGAUUAGCAGUAAAAAAAAAAAUAUCUGCCUGUCUUGAACCUCCUCCAUUGAGAUCAGAGAGGAUUAUGCGACCGCGGAUGUCAUCAUCAGCAGGCAAGGCGAACAAAUGUAAUGUUUAUGCUCAAACUCUUAAUUCGACACCAGGAGAGAAACAUCUAUUCUAUGAGGCCCUGGACAAGAAUUUUCAUAUUUUCUGAAAACCAAAGCAUUAUACAUUUUGGGAGAAUUAAAUGCUAGAGUAGGAGCGAAUAAGGAAGCAUGGCUUUUGUGUCUUGGUUAUCACAGCUGAGGAAGGAUUAACAAUGAUGGUCAACGUCUGCUGUAGUUGUGCUGUUCGCAUGGUCUCUGUGUUACCAACACCUUCUUCAAAUGUAUACAAAUCAAAAAAGUGUCAUGGUGACACCCACGUUACGCUAGUGGCACCAGCUAGACGCCGUCAUCACUAGUGAGGCAUGCAAAUUAAGGAAAGGGGGUGAUGUGGAGGGAGACGCACGAGGAGCUAGCCGGUGUACUUGGCACCCGCAGCUACAAUAUAUGAUAUUCUCGUUACGCCAAAUACAGGAGAAGUGUCGCAAACAGCGUAUGUCUCUUUAUAUCGUUUUCAUAGAUAUGACAAAGGCAUUCGACUUUGUAAGUUCGGACAGGUAUGUUCAGUACCUUGGAAAGAAUAGACUGCCCCCCCCAACCCACAACGACUGCUCCCAAUUUUACAGUCAUUUCUCAAAAACAUGCAGAUCACAGUAACAUUCAACGGCGCUGUCUCUGAGGCGUUCCCAGUAAGCAGCGGAGUAAGACAGGGUUGUGUACUGGAACCGACGCUCUUCGCCAUUUUCUUCUCGAUGUUCCUUCAAAAUGCUUACAGGACUGUGAAGAUGGAGUGUACAUCCAUACCAUAUCUGAUGGUAAGCUAUUCAAUAUCCCACGCCUUCGUGCAAAGACCAAGGUACAAAAAAAUACUUAUCCGUGACCUGCUUUUCGCUGACAAUUCCUCCAUAACAUCUCACACAGCCAAAGGUCUUCAGCGGCUAGUUAAUAGUCUAACAUAUACUAAUAAAGAGUUUGAACUAUCAAUUAGUCUACAGAAAAAAAGAGUCACCGUUUCCCUCUAAUCAUAUUUAUUAAGGGCAAUUAUCUGUCGGGCGUUGAGUAACUCAUACACCUUGGAUCCAGUAUUUUUAGUUAUCUCUCCGUUGAUGAAGAGAUAAACAUCAGGAUCACAAAAAAAGCACAAACUAUGGUUCAAAUGAAUACGUCGGAGUGGAAUACUCUCAAUCUUACUGAUAAAACAAAGCUAAGUGCCUACCACGCAUGUAUGCUGAGAUCGCUCCUAUAUUCCAGUGAAGUAUAUACUACAUAUACCAGUCAUGUGUGGAAACUGAACAGCUACUAUCAAAGAUGUCUGCCACGCAUUUAACGCUUUCGAUGGCAGAGCAAGGUGCCUAACGCAUAAGUCUUGAACAUGCAAAAAUAUUUAGCAUUCUCUCCGCUCUUAGCAAGAGGCGUCUUCGCUGGUUAGCGAUGUAAGGAGAAUUGGAGGAAGGCUGUAUCCCAAAAAUGCUGCUGUAUGGAGAGUUGUCAGAAAGUAAAAAACUUAUUGGGCGGCGACGACUGAGAUUGAUGGACGUUUGUAAAAGGAGCAUAAGGGAUCCCCAUAUUAAUAUCAACAAAUUCGAGAUGAUUGCCGAACAAAGUCCCAGCUGGCAAACAGCAGUGUUAAAAGGAAUCAAUGAGUCAGAAGAUGUGUGAAAUGAAGACCUUGCAACAAAAAGAACAAUACGGAUGGCCAAAUCUUUUAAGGAAUCAAUAUUCCCUUUCGAGAAGUGCAGUCAAGUUUGUCAUUCCAAGAUUGGCGUAGUGAGGCACUCGUAGGCUUAAACAGCUACUCCAUCAUCUCGCGAAGACGAAAGGAUGCCAUAUAUAUACAUUUAUAUUUACAAUUUUGAAAAUAAAAAACAUUUGAAUAUUUAAAUGAUUUUCACUGAAAUAUGCUAUCUGCACAAAAUUAUAUUUUAAUAUUUAAGGAUCACAGAUUAUAACUUGGAAACUUGUUGUGAUACCAUUAAAGUUUAUGGUGGAACUGGACAGAGUUCGCCCCUUAUUGGAGCGAUCUCUUUAAGCAACAACUCUUUUGUCGCAAGUUCAUCAUACAUGCAUAUCGUCUUUAAAACGGAUGGUUCUGUCAUACGCACUGGUUUUAAUGGGACUUUUCAAACACACGGUAAGCGUUGAAAGACCUUAUUAUAAUUUUCUAUUUUUUAAAAUAACGCUUACUCUAUAAGUAAUAAUUACUAGUAGCAUUUUUAUGCAUGUCAUUAAGCAAAGAAGACGAUUAAAAAAAAGUUUGACUUAAGUGGCAGAGAAUGAUUGACCAAUAGAUGGAACAGGUAUAAGAUCAAACGUGUUUUAUUUGAAAUAGAUAAGAUUAUGUGGAAAGCAUAUGAUAAUUUUUUAUUGUUUACAGCCUGUACAACAACAACGCAAAGUACUUAUGGGAACAUUGUGAGUCCUGGGUACCCAGCUUGGUCGAUGAGAUAUGGUUCUUGCAGCUGGUCGAUUGUAGGGACAUCUUCGGAUAAUUUCAUCGCAAUCAGGUACCUAAAAGAAAAACAUAUAUGUAUCCUUGUGACACAAACUAUUAUUUGUGAAACUGCAUUUAUUUACUGUUUUAAUUCUUUAUUAAAGUAAACAAAGAUCAAGUGUAGGUAUUCCAAAUAGGGGUGCUUGCUUCCCCGGGGUUCUUAUACGUUUUCUAAUUAUCAGUACAUUGAUCGUGAGUCCUUAAUUAUUCUGGUUCCUAUACAUGUAAAGGGGAUUUGCAAUGCUACUGCGUUUUGCAUUUAAGAGGAUAUUUCACUGGUUGCAAGGGCUACUUAGUGAGGGUUUCAUGAAAUUUGAGUUGGAAGGCAUGAGGCAGUAGACGCAGCUUUUUCAAGUGUUGUCGCCUCAUUUGUUCCUUUUGGAAGCCUGUUUUAGUCCCUGAUUGUCUUUGGCAGGAAUGUACGGUGUACCAGAACUGCCUGUCAAGGCUUCGUCACUGUCUAGGGGGCAAGGGGGGGAGGGAUGAGUUUCUGUUUAAUGAUGGAGAAAUGGACCAGCUUCUUUUUUAUCUUGUACAUCUCGGAGAGCCUUGAUAAUCGUCGUCGUUCCUCCAAUCAUGAGCAGCCCAGUGUUUCCAGCAUGCUGCAAACACUAUAUUUGUUCCUUUAGCAGUUCCGGACAAUCGCGCUGGCCGUAGCUGGACCGCCUACAACCUAUCGACGCUCUUCUGGAUGAAUCGGUCUUAGACUAAAGAUCCAUAAUCUCUAAGCGGCCGUACAAUGUUUUUAUAUGUUCUGUCAUUCCCACUGAAGUUGCUGAUCUUUAGAUUUCUUCUUAACCUUGGGAAAUCAUUCACCAGCACGUCAAUCUGCUUGCUGUUCUCCAUUUUGGUCAUCACAUCUUCUACAAAUUCAAGGAGCUGCAUGUGUUCAAUGAGCCGAAUAUUCCCGAGAGGGCCGUUGUUAGUUUACAACGGCACAAGAAUAUAGCUGGAGGAUUAAGCGCACGAAGAAGACCUAAAAAAACGCCUUGUGAAAAAAUCCCGAAAAAACUGUAACAAAGACUGAGCAUGUGAGGAAUUGAAAAGAAUAAAGAAAGACAUUCAGAGACCGGAGGGCUUGAAAGCCUAUUGUAAAUUUCAUAUUCUCCCUUGGGAGUUGAAACGACAAAGACGAAAAAGAAAAUAUAAAAUUCAAAUUUAAGUUUUUUUUAAGGUGGAGUGAGAUUUAUUUAAACCAUUCGAAUGAGUGAGCAGAAUCUAUCUAAGAAAAACGCCUUCAAUACUCUCUAUCCAUUGUAUUCACACAGAAAAGAAACAAAAUAUAUGCAAUUGAAAAAAAUGGCAACUGCAAGAGGAGGUGACAGCUUCAUCGGGGAUCUUGCAAAUAUUAAAGAUGUGCAUUUUUUUAAGAUUAACAAUUGAAUUUUUAAAAAAUACAGUCAAAUCUGAUGUAGGCGUGAAAAACAAUGGCGAGAUUCUUCUUAGAUAAAAGAGUUCUUUGUUUUACGAUUUUCUAUUGAUGUAUAAUUUCAAAAAAGGCAAAAUGUGUUUAAAUUUGUUAUUAAGAUAUAAAUAUAUAUUGAAUUCCUGUAAUACAAAAUAUAUUUAUAUUAUAUAUAGAGUUUUUGUUGUGAAUUUAAGAUUAUUAUUUUUUUAAAUUUUGAGUAAAAAAAUUGUAAUUGAUGCGCACGAAAAGGGGUAAAUCUUAAGUAUUUCUCUAGCGUAGUAAUGGUCCCUCAUUUAUAUUCUUAAGUGACAAGAGUGAUAUAAUUAGUUAUAAUUUAGGCUAGUUAUUUUAAGGUAAUGUUUAGAAGGGGGAAAUUAGUUUAGGUGCGUGAAAUGGUGUAGGUUAUGCCUAUCAUAUAUAGCAGAUAUACACUUCUCAAAACUUAAUGAUGUUAGAAACGUAAAUAUUGUAAGGAAACCUUGCUUACUCUCUGCUAACCUUCAUCUAUAUCUGGCAUUCACUAAGGAAACAACUCAGGCGAUAACAUCUGAUGAUUAUAAUCUUGUUCUUUAUUAGGCUGACACUUCGCUUAUACUUUCUCUCAUCUCGCAACUCUGACUCCCUCUUCUUACACCGUCCGAGUUCUCCCUGCUAUCUGCUUCUCGGUCCGGCCGCGUUCUCUCGUCCCGUCCUGAGGUCCCUAUUUAUAGGUCCCUGGGUCUGUACUUGCGCUGCCCCUUUUCUCAGUCGGGUAACGUCGUCCCAGGGAAAUGCCCUGGUCAGAUUGCCGGUACCGCCACAGGCGUUUUAUCCUUCGAUCGUGAUCCCUGGUCAGACGGCCGGUAACCCUGGUCAGACGCCCCCCGGCACCGUCGUGAUCCGAACUCUCCACAAUCCCCGGCGCCGUCGCGGUCCGAUACGCCCCCGGCGCCGUCGUGGUCCCGUCGUGGUCCGAACUCUCCACAAUAUCAUUAUAUUUUACAAGUUAUGAAUUGGGAUGUGAUUUUUGCAAUAGCAGUUAUAAAUUAUCGCGAAAUACCUAGCAUUAUUAUCUCGAUAACAUCGGGUCAUUUAUUCUAGUGUUAUUAUGUUAAUAUCGGUUUGGACGGGUUGAAGGGAUUUUUUCUGUCACAAAAAAUGAUAUAAAUGUUACUAAUAUCUAAUAAACUAAAAUCAAUUGCAAUGUGACUUCACAGGACGAAAUGACAAGGCUUAUGGGUUGUUGAUUUUUUGUAAGGACUAUAAGUUGGUUCCCUAGACAAUAAAUAGCCUCUCUCCACGCACCCGGUAAGCCAUAUACGGAUGUUGCAGCUUGGCACCAGUUACGUCACAUGAGUUGUCGGAAUUUUUGUUGUAUUAACGUGUCCGCGAACGGGACUCUUCCGAGUUUUGAUUCAGAGUUUCCUUCUCUUAGAUGAGAUGCCAUCAUAGGUUAAUGUAUCUCAUCCAAACAGGGAGCUGGUGAAGUUUUAAUGUGCUUGACUUUAUCUUUGGUGGGGAUUGAGUUACAUAUAAAAAGCUUAAGACUUGGGAUGGAAAAUGAUUUUACACCAUUGUGACCAUUCGAAUACUCAGUCACCACAAUUAAAAAUAUAUGUUUCAAUAAAAUUUAUUCUGCUAAAUAAAGGCUAUUUAUUAGACAACAUGCAUUGAAAUUCAUAUCUUUUUUACAAUUAUUAAUUCAGGACUUCCUUUCAAUGUAUUUCAGUUUUCAUGGAUUUGAUUUGGGAGCUUGUUCAACGAGCAAUGUAACAGUUGUUGGGUCCUUGAAUAAUGUUGUAUAUGGCAGUGUUUGUUACACCAACUACAACACAUUAAAUGUGAAUGCCACCACAAACAGAGUAACUAUUCGAUAUUCAGCAAACAAGGUCUCUACAUCGAACAAGGGAUUUAAUGCCACUUACCUCAUAUACUGUAAGAUAAUUUAUUAUAGUGUUUUAAUUUAGUGUAUACUUAUCUUCACUUAAUACUACAUAAUUGUCACCAGUCAAUAGUUUUAAACCUUAUUUAACCGUGCUAAAGUUUUUUUAAUUGAGAUUAUUUAACCUACACAAAUUGUUAAAUACAUUUUAUUCUUACAGCGAUCACAAACAAUGGUAAAUGAAUUUGUUAACUUUACAGCUCUGAGCAAAGGAUUGAGCUGCAAAAUAACAGAUCAAUGCAAAGCUAGCCUCACUUGCCUCAAUGGAGUUUGUGAUUGCAUAUCACCCGAGAUCUUCGAUACAUUCACUGGAAGGUGCACGCCAAGCAAGUUUCUUUCCACAAUCAUUACAUCCUCAGUAUUUUAGUUUUUAAUCUUAAAUAGCUCUGUUUAUUCCACCGAUUAUUUUUUGGUAGCGGAACUAUAAAUAGUGACUAUGACACACACACACGCAUACAAAUAUACACAAACACAAUCAUAUAUGUGUGCUUGUUUGAUGUUUGUACUUGGCUAAUAUGCCUAUACAGGAAUUAGAAUAAUUGCAUUUAAAAAUAUUAAAGUUGAAUAACUAAAUUUAACUAUUUGAUUUAUUAGCCUUAUCUAGAAUAUGUUUUUCGAUUUGAUUUCUGCUCUUUUAAAUCCUCUAUACUCCUUUGCCUAAAAUUAUCUAUGUAUGUUUUUCUGCAUUGAGGAUUGAAUAGAUUUAUUGAAAAUGUGAAAAACGAAAGAGUGUGGAACUUCACUUUUAAUACAUUAAUACAAAAUAAAAGUAAGUAAACAGUCCUUCGUUUUUUUUAACCCAGGAAAAUCGUACGGAAGCCUCUGUGACGGCGCAACAUGUGAAACUUACCUGAUAUGUUGGAAUGAUACCUGUAACUGUUCCAGUAACAAUUACUACCAUGACUCUACAACUAAAUCAUGCAGCGCAAGUAAGUUUGUCUUAGAAUGAAAGAGAAUCUCAACAGAAAGGGGUUGACAAGUGUUAAACUAAGAAAGUGCACGUGGAACAACACCAGACAAACCGAUCAACUAAAAUGAUUUGAUUUAGAAAGCCGUUAUUUUCUAAAAAUCUUUUUUAGUGAUUUUAAAACUAUUUCAGGACUUUCCUACAACAGUACCUGCAGCAAUUACAGCAGCGAAAACCAAUGUCAAAGUAACAUGGUGUGUGUCAACAGCCGUUGUACAUGUCAGAGCUCAGAAUACUACGACGCUGUUUCAAAUUUAUGUCGAAAUAGUAAGUGGCAUGUUUAUCAGUGAAAAAGUGAGUAGCAAGGUUAACAAGGGAAAAAGUAGUAGCACCUGUAUUGGUGAUGGAUUUUAGAAAACUAAUUAUAUAUUACUUUAGGAACGUGGAAAUAACACACACAAAUAUUUCUUAUUUUCCAAUCAACAAAUUCAUAGCAAGAAGAAACUUUAAAUUUUUUGUUUGUUUUUUUUUUUUUCUUUGAUAGGUAAGGGCUAUAAUAAUAUAAUGAAAAUUAUAAUGUAUCAUUUUUUAACCAGGAAAAUCAUAUGGCUACCUUUGUACCAGCGGAACAUGUGAAACUUACCUGACAUGUUUGAGUAGUAUCUGUAACUGUUCCAGUUACAACUAUUACCAUGACUCUACAACUAAAUCAUGCAGAUCAAGUAAGUUUGUCUUAGAGUAAAAAAAAAGAUUCUUAAUAGAAAGACAUUGAUUAGAUUAUAAAUCUGCACAUUGAACAAUGGCAGACUAAACUGACGUGCCCAAAAUCUUUCGUUUCAAAGCCGUCCUUGUCUAACACUAUUUCAGUGACUUUAACACCAUUUCAGAACUGUCCUACAACAGCAUCUGCAGCAUUUACAUCAGCGAAAACCAAUGUCAAAGUAACAUGGUGUGUGUAAACAGCCGUUGUGCAUGUCAGAUCUCACAAUACUACAACGCUGUUUCAAAUUUAUGUCGAGACAGUAAGUAGCAUGUGUAUCAGUGAAACAGCCAGUGGCAGAUGUAACACUGAAAAAGCGAGUAGUUUUAUAACUGUAAAAAAGCUAGUAACGGGUUUAGCAGUGAAAAACUAAGUACUACGUGUAUUGGUGAUUGAUUUUAGUAAGGUAACUAUAUAUUACUUUAGGAACGUUGAAACUAGAACAAAAAACAUUUUUUCAUUUUCCGAUCAACAAAUUCAUAGCAGGUAGCAAUCUUUUUCCUUUGCAAAGUAAGGGCUAAAAAUAUAAUAAAAAUUACAAUGUAUUAUUUCAAGAAAUCUUACCACAUUUAGACGCAACUGUUCAGUUACUAAAUAAAAUUAAAAAUGUGAUUGUGACGUGCUUCUAUCUAUUUGAGGUUUUAUUUUAAUUUGCAUUGCAGAAAUAAAAUUUAAAAAAUCUAAAAAAGUUAUUUUACUUCUAAUAUUCCGCAAAACCAAUUUAACAACACUUAUUUUUAUAAUUGAAAUAAUCGCAAAAUGUAAUUAUUAGGAAUAGCAUUUGAUUAAACAAAAAAUACAUGAAUAGAGCGAUGCCUCUCGAAGGUCUAAUUUUUGCCAAAGUACUUCACAACGGCCAGCACAAAUUUUUCAUAUGCAUUAGUUUCCUGGUAAGCAAUGACAUUAAAAAAUAUUAUUUUUCUUUAAAAAUGUCAUCUUUUGAAUACAAAAAAAGCUCACGUUAUAGCAAAUAGUCUUUAUAAAAACUAAUUUCAAGUAAUCUUUUAUGUAAUACCGCCCUUAUCUGUAUGAGAUUGGUAGGACAGUUUUGUAAUUUAAUGGUGAGAGAAGAAAUAUUAUCUAUAUAUUAUAUUUUCUAGGAAAGUCCUACGGCAGCUUUUGUACAAGUAGCGAACCAUGUGAAACUUACCUGACAUGUGUAAGUGGCAUCUGUAAUUGUUCCAGCCCUUCUUAUUACCAUGACUCUACAACAAAAACUUGCAAAGCAAGUGAGUUUUAUUAAAAUACAUUUAUAUACGACUAAGAAAAUAAAUACUGUUUUUGAUAAUUUAAUUUUUUUAAAAAUAUAUAUAAAUUUAUAACUUAUUAGAUUUGUAUAAAUGACAGUGAACAGAUUUAAUACUGUAAGGUCCUAAAGAUUUUAAAUUAAUUUUAAACUAUUUCAGAACUCUCGUACUACAGCAUUUGCAAUAUUUAUAGCAGCGAGAACCAAUGUCAGAGUAACCUUGCAUGUGUCAACAGUCGCUGUACCUGCAGCAGCUCACAAUAUUAUGACUCGGGAUCAAAUUCAUGUCGCAGCAGUAAGAUGGAGCGUUAUGAAUGAUGAUUUUUACUUGACUUCCACUUAAUGUAUACACAUAAUGAAACAUUUAAGAAGCUUUUGCUAAAAGGACUCUUAAUUAAUGGGUUCAUUAAAAUGGAAUUGUAUGCAAUUUAUUUGGACAACAAAUAAAAUGUGACCCUCUUAAACAAAUUGAUCUCAAUAUUGUGUAUGAUCAAGUUCAGCAUAGAUAAAAAUGUAGCAUAUAUUAUUAAUUCAACAAUUCUGAAAACGUAUAUACAGGAUUUUCCCUAUAAUGUGCACACAAAUAAACAAGAAGGUUUUUCGACGAGUGAGUAGGCCACAUAUCUCUUUCUAUGUAUUAAGCAUCGAUUUUUUAAAUUUCUCCCACACACUUUAGUGAUUGGUCCAUCCACCGAAUAGAUAUGUUUGAAACUAUAAUUAUAUAGAUCAUAUAGUAAAUAAAAACGAAUUUAGGGCCUCCGGCCCCAAAUGGAAUAUAGUCAUAAGAUUGUAAUACUUUAGAAACCUACUUAUUUUUUCACAUCAAAACUGAAAUGGUGCUCUUUAUAUUUGAUUAUAUUCCAGCCAAAAAUGGAUUAGCAUUGUUUGAAAUUAUAUUUAUAUAGUUAAUAUAAGAAAAAGCAACGUUAGGCCCCAGGCCCAAAACGAAACAUUUUAAAAUGUUGCACUAAUUUAGAAACCAUUUCGGCCGGUCGCAAUUCAUUUCACCAAAAAUUUAUUGCAAGAUUUAAUGGUAUAGGAAAGCAUACGGAGAUUAUAUUAGCAAAUGUGAUCUGACGUGAUGUGCUUCUAUCUCUUUGAGGUUAUAUUCUAAUUUUGAAUAGCUGAAAAAACAUUAUUAAAAGUUCUGUUUACUUUUAAUAUUCAGGCAAUCCAAUUCAACAGCAGUUAUUUUUAUAAUUAAAAUAAUCGCCACUCGACAGAAAUGUUUAAAGGAUGUUAUUAUUAGGAACAUCAUUUGAUUAAACAAAAAAUAUACGAAUAGAGCGAUGCCUCUCGUGUGUCUAUUUUUUGCCUAAGUACUUUACAAUGGUCAGCUCUAAUUUUUCAAAUGCAUUAAUUUCCUUUUAAGCAAUGACAUUAAAAAAUAUUAUUUUUUUUUAACAUUUCUUGUUUUGAAUACAAGAAAGCUCACGUUGAAGCUAAAAGUCUUUAUAAAAAACAAAUUUCAAAUAAUCUUUUAUUUAAUAAUGCCCUUAUCUGUAUGAGAUUGAUAGGACAAUUUUGCAAUUUAAUUGUGAGAGAAGAAAUAAUCUCUAUAUAUUAUAAUUUCUAGGAAAGUCCUACGGCAGCUUUUGUACAAGUAUCGAACUAUGUGAAGCUUACUUGACAUGUUUAAGCGGCAUCUGUAACUGUCCCAGUGCUUCUUAUUACCAUGACUCUACAACAAAGACUUGCAAAGCAAGUGAGUUUUAGUACAAUACAUUUAUUAAUAUAACUUAGAAAAUAAAUAUUUUUUUAGAUAACUUUUUAAAAAAUAUUUUAAUAUUACUCAACUUAUAACUUAUAAGAUUUGUAUAAAUGACAGUGUAAAGAUUUAAUACUGUAAUUUUCUAAAGAGUGUUCAUUAAUUACAACAAUAUUUCAGAACUCUCGUACAACAGCGUCUGCAAUAUUUAGAGUAGUGAGAACCAAUGUCAGAGUAAUCUUGCAUGUGUCAACAGCCGCUGUACCUGCAGCAGCUCACAAUAGUAUGACUCGGGAUCAAAUUUAUGUCGCACAAUUAAGAUGAAGCGUUAUCAAUGAUGAUUUUUACUUGACUUUCACUUAAUGUAUACGCUUAAUACAAUUUUUAAAAAAGCUUCUUCUAAAAAGGAUACUUAAUUUAAUUCGUUCGUUAAAUUGGCAUUGCAUGCAAUUUAUUUGGAAUACAUAUAAAAUAUGACCCUCUUAAACAAUUGAACACAUUGGUAUGCAUUAUAAAGUUCAGCAAAAAUAAAGAUGUAGCAUAUAUAAUUAAUUCAACAAUUCGGAAAAAGUACAUACCGCCUUUUCCUGUAUGAUGUGUACACGAAAAAAUUAGAAGGUUUUUCGACGAGUGAGCAGGCCACAUAUCUCUGUCUAUGUAUUAAGCAUGGAUUUUCAAAAAAAAAUUCCACACACUUUAGUGAUUGGUCCAUCCAUUCAAUAGCAAUGUUUGAAACUAUAAUUAGAUAGAUCAUAUAGUAAAUAAAAUAAAUUUAAGCCCCCCCCCCCCAACUCCGAACGGAGUAUUGUAAUAUGAUUGUAAUAAUAUAGAAAACUACUUAAUAUUUCACAUCUAAAUUGAUAUGGUACUCUUUGUAUUUGAUUACAUUCCAUCCAACAAUGCAUUAGCACUGUUUGAAAUUAUAUUUAUAUAGUUAAUAUAAGAAAAAAAAUGAGGUUAGGGCCCAAGGCCCCAAACGCGAAUAUUUUAAAAUGUUGUACUAAUUUAGAAACCAUUUCGGCCGGGCGCACAUGAAUUCACCAAAGUUUUAUUGCAAGAUUUAAUGGUGUAGGAAAGCAUACGGAGAUUAUAUUAGAAUAGGUCAUCUGACGUGACGUGCUUCUAUCUCUUUUAGGUUGUAUUCUUAUUUGUAUAGCAGAAAUCAAAAAAAAGGAAAAACAUUCUUAAAAUUUAUUUGUUACGCACUGAAUUCUCUUGUGAGAAAUUAAUCUUCUAUUUUUAUUUUUUAUCUCGUUCAAACAGUGCCUAACAAUAAACGAUACCAUAGAAAAAUAAAAUAACAAAAGUACGACACUAAAAUCAGAACCAAUUACAAUUAUUAAAAUUUAAUUCAUUAACAAUACUAUUACAAAUAAAAGAAAUGUCAUUAGAAAUCAUCAACUUACAGUAUGGCAGAUCUUGUACCGGUUCACAGUUAACACAGUUAAUACAAUAUACCAAUGAAUAAUGAUGAAUGAUUAAUGCGAAUAAACACAUAUAAGUACAAAAAGAAUAAUACACUUCUCGUGAAGUUAAAAAUAUCUAUCAAUCUCCAUCCCUCUCUGAGUCUGUCAAUCUUUUAUAUAUAUAUGUGUCUAACGACGCGUCUAGAAUUGCCCUUACUUUUCUAAUACAAUCGAGAACCUUCGACAGGAUACUAGUAAACAUACUAAAUAUGUUUAAUUGGAGGUCGGUAAUAAACAAGAUACUUCAAAGAGAUUUAACCACGCCCACAACAAUCGUUACUGUGUGCUAGGAGUGUAAUACGGGGUCGAAGAAAGUUCAUGCACAGGGAACAAGCGUACUACAUAACAUCUGUUUAAUUGUUAUAUUCCGGAAAACCAAUUCGACAACUCUUAUUUUUAUAUUUUAAAUAAUCGCCUCUCAAUAGAAAUGUGUAUAGCAUGUAAUUAUUAGGAAUAGCAUUUGAUUAACCAAAAAUACAUGAAUAUAGCGAUGCCUCUCGUAGGUCUAAUUUUUGCCUAAGUAUUUCAAAACGGUUAGCUCAAAUUUUUCAUAUGCAUUAGUUUCCAGGUAAGCAAUGACAUUAAAAAAAAAUAAAAAUAUUAUUUUCUGUACAAUUUCAUCCUUUGAUUGGAAAAAAGCUGAAGUUAUAUGAAAUAGUCUUUAUAAAAACUAAUUUCAAUAAUAAUCUUUUAAGUAAUAACGCCUUUAUCUGUAUGAGAUUGGUAGGACAGUUUUGCAAUUUAAUUGUGAGAGAAGAAAUAUUAUAUAUAUAUUAUAAUUUCAAGGAAAGUCCUACGGCAGCUUUUGUACAAGUAGCGAACCAUGUGAAACUUACCUGACAUGUGUAAGCGGAAUCUGUAAUUGUUCCAGUGCUUCUUAUUACCAUGACUCUACAACAAAAACUUGCAAAGCAAGUGAGUUUUAGUACAAUACAUUUAUAUACGACUAAGAAAAUAAAUACUGUUUUUGAUAAUUUAAAUUUUCUUUUUUUUUUAUUAUUAAUCAAUAUAUAGCUUAUUCGAUUUGUAUAAAUGACAGUAUAAAGAUUUAAUACUGUAAUGUCCUAAAGAUUUUUAAUUAAUUUUAAACUAUUUCAGAACUCUCGUACAACAGCGUCUGCAAUAUUUAUAGCAGCGAGAACCAAUGUCAGAGUAACCUUGCAUGUGUCAACAGCCGCUGUACCUGCAGCAGCUCACAAUAUUAUGACUCGGGAUCAAAUUCAUGUCGCAGUAGUAAGAUGGAGCGUUAUAAAUGAUGAUUUUUACUUAACUUCCACUUAAUGUAUACACAUAAUGAAACAUUUAAAAAGAUUUUGCUAAAAGGACUCUUAAUUAAUGGGUUCGUUUAAAUGGAAGUUAUGCAAUUUAUUUGGACUACAUAUAAAAUAUGACCCUCUCAAACAAACUGACCUCAAUAUUGUGUAUGAUCAAGUUCAGCAUAAAUAAAGAUGUAGCAUAUAUUAUUAAUUCAACAAUUCGGAAAAAGUACAUACAGCCUUUUCCGGUAUGUUGUGUACACGAUUAAAUAAGAAGGUUUUUCAACGAGUGAGCAGGCCACAUAUCUCUUUCUAUGUAUUAAGCAUGGAUUUUUAAAAUUUCUCCCACACACUUUAGUGCUUGGUACCUCCAUGCAAUAGCUAUGUUUGAAACUAUAAUUAUAUAGAUCAUAUAGUAAAUAAAACAAAUUUAGGGCCUCCGGCCCCAAACGGAAUAUAGUCAUAUGAUUGUAAUACUUUAGAAACCUAUUUAUUAUUUCACAUCAAAACUGAAAUGGUGCUCUUUAUAUUUGAUUAUAUUCCAACCAACAAUGGAUUAGCAUUGUUUAAAAUUAUAUUUAUAUAGUUAAUAUAAGAAAAAACGAAGUUAGGCCCCAGGCCCAAAACGAAACAUUUAAAAUGUUGCACUAAUUUAGAAACCAUUUCGGGCGGGCGCACAUCAUUUCAACAAAGUUUUAUUGCAAGAUUUAAUUGUAUAACAAAGCAUACGGAGAUUAUAUUAGCAUAGGUUAUCUGACGUGACGUGCUUCUAUCUCUUUGAGGUCUUAUUCUAAUUUUGAAUAGUUGAAAAAAACCAAAACAUUCUUUAAAGUUCUGUUUACUUCUAAUAUUCGCCAAACCAAUUCAACAACGCUUAUUUGUAUAAUUGAAAUAAUCGCUACUCGACAGAAAUGUUUAAAGAAUGUAAUUAUUAGGAAUAGCAUUUGAUUAAACACAAAAUACAUGAAUAGGGCGAUGCCUCUCGCGGGUCUAAUUUUCUCAUGAGUACUUCACAUCGGUCAGCUCAAAUUUAUCUAAGAAGAAUCUUGCAAUCAUUUUUCCAGCCGACAUCAGAUUUGUCUGUCAUUUAAACAAAUGUAAUUGUUUAUUUUAAAAAAAAUACACACCUCUAUACUUCUUGAAAUGUAAUAAAAAAUAUAUAUAUAUUUUCAUUAAAAAAAAAUAUUAAGCCAUCUUCAUUUGUCAAAAUUUCAUUUUCAAUUAUGUACAAUGAUUGGGAUUUGAUAUUCAUCGAUAUACUUAUUUAAAUGUACCCAAGAAUUGUUAACGCCAUAGAUUAUCUUAUUUUGUAAACAUAUGUUUAUUUGUAAAAAGAAAAUGUAACAUCUCUUUUUUCACAAACGUACUAACAUAGAAUUUAAAUACAUUGUCAUCCAGAUAAAAAUAUAAAUAUUCUUUUUCCUUUCUAGGAUAUGUAUGUACCCAAGAAGGUUUAUUAUUUAUCAAAUUAAUUCCAUUUUUUGGACGUAUCUUGUUCUUUCCUUCUGCAAAAUGAACAUACCAAUAUUUAUAAAAAGUGAUUGUAACAUCUUAUUUUUUCACAAAUGUAAUACCCUAGGAGUUAACUCUGUUGUCAUCCAUGUAAGAAUUUACACAUCUUAUUUCCUACCUCCGAAAUGUUUUUACCCAAGAAAAUUAUGUAUUUAUCAAAUUCAUCCCUUUAUAUCUUGCGCUGCAUGGAGCAAAUUGAACAUUUACAUAUUUGUAAAAAGAGAAUGUAAGAUUUCUUUUUUUACAAAUGUAAUACCAUAUGAUUUAAAUAACUUGUCAUCCACGUAAAAAUGUACACAUCCUAUUUGCUACCUCCGAUAUAAAUGUACCCAAGAAGGUUAAAUAUUUAUCAAAAUUAAUUCCUUUAUUUUGAGACGUAUCUUGUGCUGCCUGGGGCAAAGUGAAAAAGCACUCCCCCACCCAUAUUUAAAUGCAUUUAGAUUAUCUUCCACCGGAUUGUAAUCCCUGCCAUACCCAAACUAACAUAUUUUGCACUUCAUAUCGUCCGUUCUUGUUUGUCUGAGGCAUGGGUGCCCGCAGGUAGGGGCAAGGGGGGCACUUGCCCCCCCCCCUGGAUUGAUUGGAUAAAAAAAAAAUUAGACAAAAAUAGACAAAAAAAGUAUUAAAGGAAAGAGAAAAAAAAAGAGAAAGUAACUAAGCUGAUGUCCUAUCCGUUCGCUCACCAUACAAAUACGCUACAGUAAAUUAAAACUAUAUUAAAACAUUACUAAAAAAUUUUUGCCCCCCCCCCUGGAAAGUUAAUUGAUUUUUUUGCCCCCCCCCUAGAAAGUUUUCUGCGGGCGCCCAUGAGGAGUAUGAGGUAUUAUGGACUAGUGAAAACUAUUUACUAUGGAGUUUUGCUGCACUGAUUGAAUUAAUAUGCAUUUUCUUAUUAGAAUUGUGCUUUAAGCUUAGUUUUUAUUAGGUUAUAAAUAUAAAAAAAGUAUAUUUUUGGAAUCAGAAAAGCAAAACAUUUUAAAUGUAAAAAUAUACAAAUAAAAAAUGUGUGUGUUUUAUUAACAAUUUAAAAAGAAAUAAAUUGAAUUUUUUAAGUUUACCUUUAAGUAGGGAAAAUACAUUAUCAGUUUUGUUACGCGUGGUUAUUAAUUUUAAAGAAAACUAAGAGUUUUUGCGAAGUAUGCCAUUCGCGCCAUCACGUCAUUUGCGUUGUUAUUUAGAACAAAUUAAUUAUAAUUAUAUUUCGCAAUAUUAAAAACGCACUAAAAAAAUUACUAAAAACAACUGAUGCAAGGAUUUCCCCGACAAAUGUGAUGACGGUGUGAUUCUUUGAUUAUGAUUUUUUAAAUAUUUUUUUUAUUUUUUCAUAACUUUCAAACACAUAUAAAAUGCUUAAAAUAGUUCCUUAAUUGAUACUUUAAAUGUAUUUGUAAUUUAUAAUAAUAUUACUUUAACUUUUAAUAAAAAUAAAAGCGGAUUUAGAAUAUUUGUGUGUAUUACAAUUUUUUUCCAUUUCAGUCAUAGAAAAUAGCUGUGUUUUUUUUUAGGAAUCCAAACGUACUUAAAUCGUAUAUGCUCUUUGGCGUUAUGUCACGGAAGCUCGUUAUUAGAUAUAUUAUUUUUUUCUAGGAAAGUCCUACGGCAGCUUUUGUACAAGUAGCGAACCAUGUGAAACUUACCUGACAUGUGUAAGCGGCAUUUGUAAUUGUUCCAGUGCUUCUUAUUACCAUGACUCUACAACAAAGACUUGCAAAGCAAGUGAGUUUUAGUACAAUCAUUUAUAAAUAUAAGUAAGAAAAUGAAUACUUUUUUAGAUAACUUUAACAAAAAAAAAACAAUAUGUCAAUAUUACUCAACUUAUAACUUAUUAGAUUUUUAUAAAUAACAGUUUCAAGAUUUAUUAAUGUAAUAUCCUAAAGAUUGUUAAUUCAUUUGAAAUUAUUUCAGAACUCUCGUACAACAGCGUCUGCAAUGUUUAUAGCAGCGAGAACCAAUGUCAGAGUAACUUUGAAUGUGUCAACAGCCGCUGUACCUGCAGCAGCUCACAAUAUUAUGACUCUGGAUUCAAUUUGUGUCGCAGCAGUAAGAUGGAGAGUUAUUGAAAAUGAUUUUUACAAGACUUCUAUUUAAUUUAUUCUUUGAAUAUAGAUGAAAUAAAGUUCAAAAGCUGAACGCUUAAUCUUAUCAAUUUCGUUAUAUAGAAAUUUUACGCAAUUUAUUUGGACUAAAUUUUGAAAUUACAUUGUUAAGCAAAUUUAUUUCAUUGUUCUUAACGAUAAAGAUCAGCAUAAAUAAUGAUUUAUUAUUUAUUAUAAAUUCAAGAAUUAAGAAUAAUAAACUCUUUACAAAUGAAUAUAAUUUUAGUCUUACGGCGUUAUCCUGGAACAUGUACAGAUUCAUUUUCAAAGAGUUUAUUUUUACUAGAUGCAUCUCUAAAUGGAAUAAGAGUAUUAUCUGAUUAUUGUUGCUAUUCCAUUAUUUUAGCUAGAUAGACAGAUAUAUGCUUUCAGUAUUAACAAUAAUAUAUAUAAAUAUAUAUAUAUAUAUAUUUCAAAUUGUACGACAAGAAAUAUCAAACGUCUACUUAUAAUUUAUUUAUAAUUAAUCUUUUAAAUCUAUUAAAUGUACAUGUAAUGCAAACAAAGAUAUCUUCUUACACAAUUAGUUUUGAUCAAUAGACUACGGAUCUGUCAGAUUAUUCAAGCAUUCAACUGAUAAAUAAUUUAAUAAGGGAUUACAAUAAAGGAUUUAAUUUCCAUUAAAAAUAGUAUAUAAUGAAAAAUGUAUUUUUAUAUUAUAUACAGGCUGUACAACAAUAUGAGUUGAACUAUUUUAAAUGGCAUUCCUUUUACAUUUACUAAACCAAAUAAUUAUAAUUCUUUAACUGUUUUAAGGAACGUCUCACGGUAGCAGCUGCUCGAGUGACACGUGUGUACCUUACCUGACAUGUUUAAGUGGAAUGUGUCAGUGCUCAAGUAAUCACUACCAUGACGAUGCUGGGAAAUCUUGCACACCUAGUACGUUUUAUAUUAACGCUGUUGUGACAUGAAAGGUUUUUGUCUAAAACUUAGUUUAACAUGUCAGAAUUUCAGUUGGCUUAAGUAAUUGAUUGGUAUGACUUGUUAUAGGCGUCUUGUUUACAUUUAUUCACUUUUCUCGUGAUUGAACUUUAGCUAACCCCAAGUUCGGUACCGUGUUUUUGGCUGUGGCUAAUUAAAAAUUGUCUCCCUUGACCUUGUUAACAAUUAGAUUAUAUAGUCUGCACUAUCACAAUCCUUUACAAUAUGCUAGCUUGAUCGAGGUGCUUAUACAAUUUGUAAGCCCUUUCUAGAAAAAAAAAUAGCAACAAAGACUAUAAAUACGCAUAGAAGCGAUGGGACGAUAGAGAUUUGCUAUUCAAGACAGAGCUUUGUUUACUAAUAUUUCCCGCGCGUGUGUGUGUGUGUAUGCUCCUUUUUUUAAAUGUUACAUUUUAAAUCAUUGUAUCAUCUUCAACUUUGUACAUGUACAAGUAAUCAUUGUACUGUAAGUCAAUAACUUUAUUUUUUUUGGUUAUAUAUAUAUAUAUAUAUAUAUAUAUAUAUAUAUAUAUAUAUAUAUAUAUAUAUUUUGCUUUUUUAUAUAUAUAUAUAUAUAAAUUUGGGUCAUUUAUAAUUAACUGAAUUAAAUUAUUAAUUGUAAUUAGCCCUAGUUGAGAUAUUGUUUUAUUUAUUCUUAUACUGGGCGUGGCUCGGGAUUUCAUUAGGACCCCGAUCCUGGUGGGACACCGAUCCCAUUUUAACGCUGAUCUCGGCGCAAUCAAGUUUCCAGGUGUGAUCCCAAUCACGGUGUGAUCCCAUUUUCUUGUGGUUCCUGAUCCAGGGGGAAUCCAGAUCCUGGUGGGAUUCCGAUCCGGUCGGUAUCUCGAUUCCGAUAGGAUCUCAUCUUUUUGGAUUCCGAUGGGCUACCGAUCCCGUUAGGAUACCGUUCUCUAUGGGAUCCCGUUUCACCUAGGGACCUUCUUUUCCAAUUUUAUCCUAAUUCACGAUAGAAUCCCGAUCCUGGUUUGAUCCCGUUACCCGAUGGGAUCACGUUACCAAUGGGUUCCAGUAGACAAAUGGAUCUCCCGCCCCAUUAGGAUAUUAUUCCGCUAUGGGAUCAUGCUCAGUGCCAUUCUUUUCGAAUACUCUUUUAGAACAUGUUAUAUAACCCCUUAGAACAAUAUGGAACCUUUUCGAAGAUUCUAGAUUUAAUUAAAAAUGCUCCAUGAAACCUGUACAAAAUUACUUUUCUAAGUAAUUAAUUUACAAAUAUAGAAAUAUUAUACAACUAAUUUUUACUCUUAUAACUAUAGUACAUUUAAAUUAAAACAGUGGCCCCGGUGGGGCCCAUUCAAAAAAGUACCUUUUUUUAGUUAUGUCUGAUAUGGGGGGGGGACGAGGGCUAUACAAAUCAUUCAGAUAAAUUAUAGAAUAAAAUUUAAAAAUUGUCCCAUUAAAAUCGAUUUAAAAUGCCAUACAUAUAGCUUUUUAAAAUUAUCGAUUUUUCUGGAAAAUUCUAGAUUGGAUAUUAUUAGUUUUAAAUCCAGCGAUAUUUCAAUACGGACUAAGAAGCGUAAUUAACAAAGCUAGGCACCGAUCCACAAAUUCACCUAGAACGUAUACCGUUGAAUUACCUCAUUGAUAUCCAUAUAGCUUACAUAAGGAGUAAUGAAUUGGGGCUCCCGGCCCCAGAGAAAUGGAUAUUACGAGUUCAGUACCCUUUGGUAUUUGAAUAUGGAUGAUCAUGUGUAUUUAUCAUAAGUUUGGUCAAGAUCCAUCUAUUCAUGUAGGAGUGUUAAGCCUAUUGAUAUUUUAUUUAGCUUAUAUUAGAACAAAUUAAAUUUGGGUCCCGGUCCCAGAGGGAUGGAUAGUAUGAGUUCAGUACCCUUCGGUAUUUGAGUAUGGAUAAUAAAGUGUAUGUGUACUAAAUUUGGUCAAGAUCCAUCAACUCAUGUAGGAGUAUUUGUUGUUAAUUUUAUUUAAAUAGCUCAUGUAAGAAAAAACAGGAAUUCGGGGCCAAGUUUGGUCAAGAUCCAUCAAUCCAUGUAAAAGCUUUUGUGGAACAAACCCACAAACACACUUUCAUUUAUAUAUAAUAUGAUAUGAUAUAACUUAUGGAGUCGUCUUUUUUAGUGUACUGUCUUUUAACGCGCCAUAUACAAAAAUGAGAGUUUUAACUCUCUAUACUGAUAGCAGUACGUAACAGGCAAGACCAAUAAGCUCUUUUUUGUACCUUUUGCUUGCUGUGGAGAUUAAAUUCAUUUUGGCUCGAUUUGAACCAGACGUUUGAACACUCUUAUAAGUAGAGAAAAUAAUGUCCAAUAAACAUUUAAGUAGCACUAAAAAGCUCCAUGUAAAAUAAAAAUCCGUGAGUUGCAAACUGGAUCGUAUUAUUAAAAUUCAGUGACAUGCCAUUCAAGUAGUUUUUGUUAUGUCACAAAUUGUUAACUGAUGCAAGAAGAAACAGCUGUCUGCCUUAUAAACAGCUGUCUGACUUAUAAACAGCAGUCUGACUUAUAGACACCUGUCUGACUUGACGCAUACAAAAAAAAUUAAAAUCAACAACUUAAUGUCAAAUAAUAUAACUGAUCUGCUUAAUAAAGAUCGUGAGCCUGGGUAUGUUUAAGGCAGCACAUAAUUACGAACUUUAAUUUCUUAACACAUUUUAAACAAACAAAUGAAACUAUCUGGCUUAGAUUAGAGUUAGGUAAAAAAAACAACAACACAUCACCUUGAAUGGAUUGAACCAAAAUAUAUCCUUUUGUUUAAUACAUUGUUUUAGAGAGCCAUUUUGGAGGAAAUUGUACAAACCAGAGCCAAUGCCUGGGUAAUGUGAACUGCAUCAACAAACAGUGUGUGUGUACGCCAGAGCAAUUUUAUAAUCCAGCAUCGAUUUUAUGUCAAAAUAGUAAGUAACACUUGAUCUACGCUUUAUAGUUUUAUUUUGCGUUCAUCCACAUUUAUCUUGAUUAUAUAUGAGUGCCCAACACGAUACUUCAAAAACGUAAUUCUAUUGUCUUAAUUAUUGCAUUUACUUUGAAAAGAGUAUAUACUAUAUACCAAUUUUCAUUAUCUCCGUCGUAAGCAAGAUUUCAAGAAUACUUCUGCUGUUAUAAUUUAAUUAUGAAAAUGUCAAUAUAUUUUGAAUAAAAUAAUUAAGAUGAUAAUUUAUUAAAAAAAAAUAAAAAAAAAUUUUUUUUUACAAUAAAUUAAAGUUAAAGUACAUUUCAAUUUAAAAAUAAAAUUAAAUCCGAUGAAAACAUUUUUAAAAUAUACGUUUACAAUUAGAAAUAAAGGCAUUUCGGCAGUUUAUUCAAGUGCUUUAUUUUAACUUUUGCUUUCCACAUGUAAUUAAACUGAUAAAAUAUUUUAAGAUACUCGCGAAAGUUGGCAUAGAGAGAUAUUUUAUGGUUGAUAAUUAGGCCACACAAUUGUGUACUCUGGCAUAAUGUUCUCUUUUAAGUCAUUUUAACGAAUUUAACUAAGAGGAAAAAAAGUAAAAUCUUAUAAGGUUUAAACUAAUAUAACAUACUGAUUGUUAUUUCCUGUAUAUUGUAAACAAUAUCAUAAGAGCAUAAUUUUAGAAACCCUAAAGUUAAAUGAGCUGUAAUUUCUCAGUUAGAAAAUUAGUUCGUAUUUCAAAGAGUGAAACAAUAAAUCUUUACAAAACUAUUACAAGUUUGUCAUUAUUUCAAGGUGUUUAUACACUCGGGAUUCUAUCAAUAGGUGUACUAGAUACGUAAUUGGAUAUAGCUGAAAAGAAAUUUGCACACAUUUAAAUUUAACAAUGCUGUGGAAAUAUUUGAUUAACACUAUGCCCAAAGUCUCAGUGUACCUUCCAGUUAUAAAUUCCACAAGUUUUUCUCCCUUAUAAGAAAGUAAUAUGCCAACACGCUAAAUUUCUUCUAGGCUCAAUUUCCCAUACUCGACAUAUCCAGCCAUGGCAAUAAAAUUUACGGGUGAUCAUGCAAUGAACAAUAAUUAGGUUUAAGGACUAAUCGCAGUCUGUUUUAACUAACUCUAGCAAAAAUCUAAAUUCUACCCAGGUAAAAAAAAUGUUAAUACAGAAGUCAUAAGAAAAUUAAUGACAAAAAUGUUUUAAACAAUAAAAAUCCAACUUGUCUGGUUCGUGAAAUGUCCUAUAGAAUUUAAAUAUUAUUUAAAACACACACUGGGCUUAAUUAAGUGUCAAUGAGUUAAUGGUUCUUAACUGUCAAUAGUUCUCUCAGGAACUUCAAUUGUCCUAUAUGGCGAUCUUGGGACACAGUCAUUGAGGUGUGGGUGACCGGGACGGGUCACGGGACAUCGGCAGCUCACUGGACAGAACGUAGGCGAAUCGCCGACACUGGACAGUUCGUGUGUAACUCGCCAAUACAGGAUCGAACAUAGGAAGCUUGAUGCGAGACGGGACGUUGGUGGCUCGUUGAAGCAGGACAGGGCGUUGUUCAACUGGGUGACCGGACAGGCCACAGGACUUCACAGCUCACUGGAUACGAAGUUGGUAGCUCACUACCAAAGGAACGUAGAUAACUCGAUACAGGAAAUGCGUAGUUAAUUCACUGGAACUCAACACGAAGUGGGUAGCUGACUACCGACAGGACGUAGAUAACUCGAUGCAGCGACGGGAGUAGUUAUUUCACUGGAACUGGACACGACGUUGGAGACUUGAAUGAACGGACAGAGCGUAGUUAUUUCACUGGAACUGGACAGGACGUUGGCAACUUGAUAACGGGCAGGGCGUUGUUAUUUCACUAGAACUGGACAGGACGUUGGCAACUUGAUAACGGGCAGGACGUAGUUAUUUCACUGGAACUGGACAGGACGUUGGCAACUUGAUAACGGGCAGGGCGUAGUUAGCCUGUUGCAGGUUAGGACAUAACUAGCCUAAUACAGGACGUAGGUGGUUGAUGGAGUUACUGGCGUAUGCAACACAUAUAAACUUGACACACGGUGGCAGCGGGGCUCCGACAUUGAAAUACGGCAACAUGCGACGAUGGUUGUAACUUCACUAAAGUUGAAUGAUAAGAAUGUUCUUGUACUUUACCUCAAGUAUGAAAAUAACGAGGUUCACCAAUCCCGGAUGAGAAGCCCCCAUGUCAACUCCUAUACGUCUUCUUGGAUUGAUUACAUUCGUCAGUUCUUUCAUACGUUGAAGCGUCGUACUAUUCUCACUAUCAAUUAACAAACUCAACUCCUUUUCAUAAUAACUAUAACUUUAAUAUCUAAGUAAAUAUAAUAAACAUCCUAUCACUCCAAGGUUCCACUCAAGACUGCCGCACGACUACAACAUACGUCACAACACUGCAUAGACAAUACGUCACGAAUCCGCAUAAAAAUACGUCAUAGAGACAAUGGCGGGAAGAGCGUUCACUAACUAUAAUAGUCAAGCGCGGGAAAAGCGUUCAACAACUAAUGAACAUAAUAUUGAGUCGCAACAAUUACUAAUGAACGCUCAUACUCGACACAUUGUAUGAAGGGGAUCGUAGAUGUCCCAGCAUGUAUGGCAUCAGUGCCAAUUUAAAUUAAACAAAUCUAUUGAGACUCUUUACCAUUUCUUUGUUUAACUGGUUAAGACGAUUGAAAUUUGUCCAGUACUUUAGUGUUUGUAAUUCCUCAUGGCGUUUUGCAGAAUUGGAGUCUAAAGCUGUAUGCAACGCUUCUAUAGAUGGCAUGUGUCGUGGACCGAAUCUUCAGUGCCUUCCAGAUGUCCACGUAACACCAAGGUGUCUCUGUAAAGAAGACAUGUAUGAAUAUCUUGGAAGUUGCCUCUUACGUGCGUACACAAAUAUGAUGCGUGUUUACAUAUUUUUAAAAGUACUUUAUCUGAACAUUAUUAUUUUAUCGUUAUUAAACUUUAAACAAAUGCACACGAUUUAUUUUGUAUACACCCUUAACGUCAAAUGUUAGCCCGUUCAAUUCACAUCAGCGUUACACCCCCGCACACCAUUUGGCUCUUGUAUCAUUUUCAAUUGUAUUUUGCUCAUCCAGGAAAUCAAGGGAAUGAUGAUAUAUAGAAAUGUUUUGUUAAAAUGAUGGUUGUGUACAUAUUAAAAUCAGUUAAGUGAAUAUAAGUAAAAAAAAUUGAUAAUUUCUGAUAUAAAGAGGUUUUAGGGAGUAUUUAACUUUAAUUUAUUAAUUAUACUAAAACUAAGAUUAUAUAAAAUAAUGCAUAGAAAUAAUAAAAUUUGCAAAUUAAGUAUCAUUCUCAAUAAUUUAUAGUUCAAGAAAUUAAGGUCUCUUGGCCUACUGCUGGGAGGCGAACAACUGACACAAUAGAGCUGAGGUGGACACCAAACAGAAAUGGCGCCAUUGUUACUUACCAGUCCAUCGCUACACCUCUCGGCAGCCCCCAGGACGUCAGACGUUAUGAUGCCAGGAACUACGGUAUCAAUGUCACGGGCCUUCAACCUGGACUGGAGUAUAACAUUACCAUUUUAACCAUAACAUCACCGGACAAUUUUUACAGCCCCAGAAGUGUUGGUUUAGAAUUUGUGACGGAGACAGGUAUGUAUUUCCAAACUUUUACUUUAUUAUACUAAACUUUAAAUAAAUUUAUAAAUGAAUAUAUAAAUAUAUAUAUAUAUGUAUGUAUAUGACAUCCUUCGUCUUCACGAGACGAUAGAGUUGCUAUGUAGUCAGUCAGAAAACUGAGUUUGGCGCAUAUUAAAAACUAAAAAAGGUACACAAAUAAUCACGAAUCAUAUGGACCUCAAAAGAAAAAAAAAUCUUUGUACAUUAUUUAUUAUAGUGUGGAGUUCGCAGGACGAAUUCCAAAAGGACAUGGAUUAUAUAAUCUGUUGCCUAUCCUAGUGUCUCAUUUUUAUUUUACUUAGUUUACACGUUUUUAAUAAUUGUAAAGUGCUUAGAGCUUUAAGGUAAGCGAUAUAUACAAAUGCCUAAAUAAAUAAAUCGCCUCUCUCCACGUCCCUGGAUGAGCCCAAUGGAACAUCAUGUGGAUGAUAAAGCUUGGCACCCAUUGAGAGUUUUAUACUCUUACAUGAGUUACCAUCAAGGGUUGACGAGUCUCAUUCUGGGAGGCUGUUUUUAUGUUUUUUUUUUGUUUUUUUUUUUUUUUUUUUUGUUUUUUUUUUUGAUUUACUGGGUCUUGGUGAAGAUUGAACUCCAAACUAACAGCUUGAGAUUUCUCAGUUUAGACUCAUUUAUUAUCAUAUUUCUUAAAAAAUUAAUUAAUUAGUGAUGACUACUCAAAACUAAAGAAAAAAAAAACUCCUUUAAAUAGCAGUAGAGAUAUAUACAUCUUUAAAUACCAAAAGGGAUUCAUUUUUACCUAAAACCCUUAACUUGUUUAACUGUGAUUAGUUAGCAUUCCUUUUUUGCAAAUUAUAUUGAUACAAUUAAUAAUGACAUAAAUUGAAUUCUGCAACUGCAUAAAUCGAUUUAAUUUUAUAUAAUAUCAUCGGUCUCUAAGUAUUCAUAAAAACAAUUCAUGGGAGUCACAGAGGCAUAUUUCUUUUUUUAUGCAGUCAAAUCAUUUUUGUAGUAAUAGUAUUUUAAAAGUGUUAAGCUAUUAUUAACAACAAAAGUUUAUAUGUGGUCAAUUGUUUCAAAGUUUCGUGAAAUCAGUUAGCUUAUUUUUCAAAUUCUAGAGAUUCCCCCCCCCCCCAUACAUAGACUAAAUCUACAAUAUGGAUCUUAUAAAGUUAAAAAAAAAUAAACACACAUUCCAUUUGUAUUUGUUUUCCACAGCUCCACCAGUACCUCGUCAAAUCGAUGUUAAUUUUUUCAAAGUUUUCUGAAAUCAGUUAUCUUAUUUUUUAAAAUCUAGAGGAUCCCCCCCCCCCCAUACAUAGACUAAAUCUACAAUAUGGAUCUUAUAAAGUUAAAAAAAAAUAAACACACAUUCCAUUUGUAUUUGUUUUCCACAGCUCCACCAGUACCUCGUCAAAUCGAUGCAUCUACAAGUUUCCUCUCUCGUCCACCCUACAGACUGAGUUUCCAAAAACCUUCGGGAUAUGUCUAUAAAUAUAAAGUAGUCCUUUCGGACGGGGAGUUCACAUCAACUUAUCAAGUUAAUGCCUCAGAGUUAACACUGACUGACCUCAAAUCAGGCACUUUGUAUUUUUACUCUAUCACUGCCUACAACAAGGAAGGUGACUACAGCGAGGCCGUCGUUGGCAGUUUUAAAACAGAGUCACAGGAUGGUGGGUGACUUUAUUAAUGUAUCAUAUAUAUACUUUUAUUUUUAACACACAGUGAAAUGUAUCGGAAGGGAAGACAACCAUUUUUUUUUCAACUAGAUCUCGCCCUAAAUUCUAGAUUAGCUGUAGGCCUUGUCAAUGAACAAAACUAUUUUAGAUAAAGUUAGUGUGUCUUUUUUUAAAAGUUUUCUUUUGGGCUCCACCUGAUGGAACUAAUUUUAAACAAUGAUACAUGUUCCAUUAAGUAGGUUAUUAAAGUGCAGAGCACAAAAUAAAGUUAAUUGAAUGCUGAAAUAGCGAAAGACAGUCCAAUUCGCUCAAAAACUUUUAUGGAAGACACGUUAUGUAUUAUUUAUGAUCCAAGCAAGAGAUAUUACAUGAAAGAAAUGAGCUCUGUAGAAGAGUGUACUCGAAAAUCGUCUUUGGUGUCUUUUUAAUAAAGUUGUCACUAUCAGCAAUACCAAAAAUUUUAAGUGGAGCGGGCCACAUUACCCAUUGAACCGGUGACCGGCACCAGAUUCAUUCUUAUUUUUUUUAAAAUUUUAACUUAAAUGUCAUUACUUUUUUUAAUCAAUAAUCAGACAAUUCGUGGGGAUCCAAUCAACUAAUUAGACUAUUACCAUUUAAAAUUAAUGCCACAAGAAAGAUUUUUAAAAAAAUAAAGGUGAUUUUGGUAAGUGUUUUGAAAAGGCCCUACAUUAACUUGUUCGCUGGUAGGAUUUAUAAUUUUUCCAAAUACAAAUUGGCUAGCUGCUUAUAAAAUAAAGAUUUCUAGACUAUUUCCACCUUACUAAAAUAUUAUAUGACUUUUAACAUCGACGAUUCUCUCCAGAUGAAGAUCAACUUGCAGUUAUCAUUGGUGCUUCAGUUGCCAGUGUCAUUGUGAUUAUUUUAAUCACUUUGGCUGUUGUGGUAAUCCGAAGAAGAAGGAAGGGCGCUGGAAAACCUACUGCGAGCAGGUAAGCCCUACCUUUCUCAAAGCAAUUUUUAAAAAAUCUGAAGUAUUUCACUAUUCCUCGAAAGGGCUUUAGCUAGGCAUUAAAAUGCAUCUUGUAACAUGGAAACCCUGGUGAACGUGGCGGUGUGGGGCCUCUGCCAUAAUAAUACUCUUUGUAUUAUGGUGCCCCUGGCUUUAUGGUUACAUUGAAAGCAUAACAAAAUCAUUUAUGACAUGCACCUUGGCCUUUGUCUUUUUACCUUUUCAAGAUGCAACAAUGGGUUAAAGCGCAUUUUUUUAACAAACUUUUAAAUCCAAAAAUAUUUUUGAAUAUGCUUCUUUUAUUUAGAGCUUGAUAGAUCAGUAUCUUAUAAUGAAAAACCUUUAUUUGAAAAUUUAAAAAAGUUAACAAUGUCAAAUUUCCUGUGUUAGCAAAACAAGGUUAAAUAAGAAAGCGAUAUUGAGAAUUAGAUCAAUACUUUUAUAGAAUGUUAUUUUUGGAGAUAGUAAGUAGAGCAUUGUGCUACCUUCUCUGUUAAUUUAGCAAUGUUGAGAUGAAAACUACUCCCAACGUGGAGCGUGUACCACUGGCUCGUCAAAAUUCCUACAAGAAUGUGCCCAAAGCCAUUGCGCCGGUACCACCCAAGAAACCUUUCAUCCUAGAAGGUAAAGAGUUAAGUUCAGCAAGAAUAUUUUUAUGUGCAGUACAUGCAUGCUAAAAUAACUCUGUGUCUGUGUGGGGAGGUGGGGGAUUAAAUAGUAAAUCACUUCUAUAAAGAUUUUGCCAUUGUAAGUCUGUGAGCAGAAGGGGAAAAAAUUCAUUUUUGGAAAAUCAGUUUGCUUAUGUUAAGGACAGUAAAAGAACAUGAAAAUAAGGAUGUACAUAACUGAAAUUUUAAUAGGUUAUUAUUAACCUAUUGGGGUUUGGCUUGUCAAUGGUAAAUUGGAUAACUGGAACUGUUAUCCUGGGAUACAAAUAAAUGUAUCGUUGAGAACAUUAAUGAAUACAGAUGGUAAUAUUUAAUGUUCAUUACCUUUUCUUAAAAGAAUGGCUCAAUACGCCUCAUCAUCUACAACGUUUUGCCUAGCAUUGAAUUUCGUCUUAAUGUGUCGUUAACGCAUUUACAAAGCUGAUUUUAUUUAAAGUCAGUAUAACCCAACAACUCAAACAGCUAAUGCCAAACAAUUCACCAGCUCAACCCAACAGUUCAGCAGCUAAGCCUAGACAAAUCAAGAGCUAAAUACACACAACUCAACAGCUAAGCUGAACAACUUAACAUCUAAAAACACUCAACUCGUUAGCUAAAUCCACCCAACUCAAGAGCUGAAUCCACACAACUCAUCAGCUAAGCUAACGCAACUCAAGUGUUUAUUCCAUACAACUCAAUCACCUAAGCUAACGCAACUCAAGAGCUAAAUCUACACAACGCAACAACUAACGCCAAAAAACUUAUUUCUGUAAUUAGGAAAACAGUGAUCGAGUUAUUUCGGCUAAAUUUGGUUUAUUAUUAUUAUUUUUUUUUUUGUGAAUAUAAAACAUUAGGUUGUUGCUGAAGACCUUUAACACAGCCAUGCAUCAAUAACUAAUUUUUUAGCCUACAAAUAUGCUAAAAUAAUUCGUGUGUAUUAUUCCAUGUCUUUAUUGUAACCAAGUAUUGUGCGCAUCUUCAACGAAGGCAGUAAUUAUGCUCUUUUCUAAAAUGAAUGUUUGAAUUCUUUCUUUUCGAAAGACAACCACGUUUACGAAGUAUAUGGUUCACUUCAAAAUAAACUAGCGACCUUAGACAAGACCGAAUCGUCCACUGAUGAUUGCAAUUCUGCGGCGAAAAGUGACACGUCGGAAUAUAGCAACGGGGCGUUUGCUGGUGACGAAACAGAAAGUUCGGCUGCCAUCAAGGAUGAUGAAAAUGUUUAUCAAAAUAUAAAACUCGGUGUUAAAUCAGUUAAAAAAUAAAAUAACGCUCCCCUCUAUAUGAAACACAAAUUAAAAAGAUAAGUUAAUGUUGUUUGUUUUUAAAUGAAAAAAUAUGUAUUUUAUUAAUUUUUUUUUAAGGUACGGUGACCAGAUUUUUCAAGGCUUAACCUGUUAACCUGGGUCUUUGAGACUGGGCGCAAACUUGCACCCGUAUUUUUUUAUUUAUUUAUUUAUUUAUUUUUUUUUGGGGGG
Messenger RNA from Lymnaea stagnalis (great pond snail), 36400 nucleotides. The record is from the annotation of a GenBank genome assembly. Lineage: Eukaryota; Metazoa; Mollusca; Gastropoda; Lymnaeidae.